CACCAGGCUUCGCUGACUGAUUUCUUUCGUUUACGUGAUAAAAGGAAGUUACUCUCUGUGUGUUAUUUACGGCUAGAUUGUUUUAUUGUUUUGUUUUUUGUUUUUUUUCCAGGGCUACCUCUUGCUCUACAGUUUUCCACUGAAAGUUUUAUGAGCGUCACCUCUGCGACAGCCGCAAGCACCUCUUUCUAAAUCUGCUCUCCCAUAACGGGAGGCCUCAAGCUGUGUGGUUUUAACAGCUCACACUUUUUCAGUUCACGCCCACUGAGACGCUUAAAUUUCAAAUCUCAAAAUCAACUUGUGGCUUACACAUGCGAUGUCACCUUCGCGCGUUGACCCCCUGAAUUCCAAACCCGUGAGGGAAGAAAAAUCUGAAGUCAAGAGACACCUUGUUAAUGCAGUCGUGCUGCUCACCUCUGCUAAUUACAGGACCCCUAUUGGUUGGACGGCCGGCGGUGCAGGAGCCAAUCCCGGAGCGCCUGCCAGCACGCUGCAGCCGUACGACAUGCCUUGUUGUUUUUAAUGAUCAAGUGGGCUCCUUAAAAAUGUUUGCCUGCCUGUCCAUCCCAUACAGGGGAGCAGAGAGGUAGAGGGUUUACACAGCUCAGACAGCCCUCAAGAAGCUCGAUCCAGAGAGCCGCUCCUGAUCACAGGAGGCCAGAACUUCAGCACCUUUGCAGGAAGCACACGAAACAGGAAAUGGCACGUGUUGGACGACCGUCACGUUCCCUGAUCCACACAGGGUUCCUGUUAGCUAUUGUUUUAUUACCAGAGUUUCUGGGGGCCGUUCCAGUGGAGCAGCACAAGAAGGAGGAAGUGUCUGCGGUGUCUGACGAUGUGAAAGCCGAGGCCAUGGCGAGCCUGACGAAGCUGGUUCGCAACAGAAGGAACGUCCCCGUCCUGGCGGUGCCCCAGUUUAAACGUCUGCCUGACUUCUGGGGAUGGUACAAGUACUUCAUGGACAGCCACAACCAGGAGGGAGUUGAGGAUCUGGAUCGUCUGUACAUGGCCUACCUGCAGAACAAGCACAGGUCAGAGGAGGGCCCCACCUUCAACCACUACCUCAAGCACCUCAGUGAAAUCUACAAGACCUGUGCCAACUCUGAUGAUCCAGAGUGCGUCGCCGAGUCCACCAGCAAGCCAAAGGCUGCCCUGGUGAUGCCCGCCCCCUACAAGUCAGCUGCCGUCAGGUUUUGCAACCCUUACCUCGACCCCUACUGCCUCUUCCCCCUCCUCCCCAAUGCUGCUGCACCUGAGCCUGAGCCAGCUCCGGCCAAGGUGCCCGCCCCCAUCCUCACCCCCUUCCUGCCCUUCCCCCUGAAGAGCCCCACUGGCUUCUACCACUACGCCCCCGUCCUGGAGCCCUUCCUGAGUGAUGAGCAGAGGACUGAGCUGAUGAGGAUCUGCAACCCUGAAGAUGUGGAGUGUCUGCAGUAUCACCUGAGGGCAGCUUAUGGUUACCGCCCGGCCCCUGGCCCCGCCCCAUCCUACGCCGCCCUCAAAUGUGACCCCAAAAACCCCUACUGCAUGCCCACCCUGGUCGCCAAAGCUCCCACUGGCUUCUACCACCUGCUCUACCCCAGCUGUGACCCAGCAGUCGAUCCUCUGUGUGUGAGCAGCGUGGCCCCUCCUGCUCCGCUCGCUGCAGAGGAGGCCCCCAAGGAGCAGCACUGCAACCCUCUGUUUGACGCUGGCUGCAACCCCCUGACUGCCACCAAGCUGUCCGGCCUCACCAAGCCCGUGCUGGAGUACCCCGCCAACGACCAGCCAGCGCCUCCUGCCGCCCCUCUGGCCUGCGACCCUCGCGUCAACCCGUACUGCAUACUGGCAGCCGCCGCUGCUCUGCGCAAGCCCGCUCCGCAGAUCCCCGAGCACCAGGUCCGCUACAAGCUUGGCGUCCAAGGCAAGACCAAGGAGGGCUAUGACUGCUAUGUGCACUAUGACAAAGACUGCAUCCCGGUGAAGUCUGGCCCCGAGGCCAAGGCCUCCAUCAAGGCUCCAGCCAAGCCCCUCUGCCAUCCGUUCGACCCCAGCUGCGGCAAGUUUGCUUCACCUUCCAACGUUGAGGCCCCCAAGCCCGGCAAGGACGGUAUAAUCCUGCCUGACCCCAACUGCGACCCGGAGUUCGACUACAACUGCCGCCUGCGCCGCGCUGAGCCCGCCGAGGCCGCUGACGAGCCCGCCAAGGAGGCCGCUGCUGAUGAGCCCGCCAAGGAGGCCGCUGCCCCGCGCUUUGAAGAGUUCCUCAAGGCUGUCAUGGACCAGCGCCAGUAGAUUUCAGGAAAGAAAAAACUGCAGAAAUAAUCCCAAAGAUGUUUGGACUUGACGGACAAAAACCUUCAACAAUAUCAUCAAGUCCUCACAAAAACUACACACACAAAAAAAAAAACGCAAUCAGAAAAUCUAAUCUGAACAAUUCAGGAAGAAAGCAACACAGAACAGUGUGUACAACUUCAUGUAUGUAUGUUUGUAGAAAGGAGCUGUAUGUAUAGAUGUGUGAUAGAUUUAGGGUUAGUUUGAAAUUGUGUCAGCGGGCAAUCAUUUUCUCUCUGUUGUACAUUCUCUGAUUCCAUUUGACCUACCCAAAGUGUAUUUAAUGUUGUUUUCACAUUUUUUCUGUAACUCUCGACCUCAUAAUGCUUCAUCUGUUUA
Acanthopagrus latus (yellowfin seabream) is the source of this 2652-nucleotide messenger RNA. RefSeq names its product actinodin2 (gene and2). Lineage: Eukaryota; Metazoa; Chordata; Actinopteri; Spariformes; Sparidae. The coding region runs from base 700 to 2274 and encodes 524 amino acids. The transcript has 6 exons. The record is from RefSeq and is a predicted model, not a curated record.